Venustampulla echinocandica is the source of this 444-nucleotide messenger RNA. RefSeq lists its product as uncharacterized. The record is from RefSeq and is a predicted model, not a curated record. Lineage: Eukaryota; Fungi; Ascomycota; Leotiomycetes; Helotiales; Pleuroascaceae. Bases 1 to 444 code for a protein of 147 amino acids. The transcript has a single exon.
AUGCGCAUCCCAAUCCUCCCCGCCACGCUCUCCCUCCUCGCCUUCCUCUCCCCCGCCGCGGUCAUAGCACGCAUAACCGGCAUUUCCGCUCCCCGCAUUAUCAAACCCGGCGAGCCGUUCCAAAUUUCAGUCCUGACCCAAGACUACAUCCAAGCCGUCUACGACGUAGCAAUAGUCUUCGGGAUCUCCCCUGGGAGAGCCUACCCCAAUAGUCUCGGCAGCGUCAUUAGCUCUGAAUACCUGGGUCCCUCAAAGUCCAACACGGUGGAUACGCUGAACUUCACGGUGAUGAUGGAUGAGAGUACAACCAAGGGAAAGGCGAUUUUAACGGCGAGUUUGAUGAGCUUGUAUGGCGCGUUGCAUUCGCCGAUGUUGGAUAGCUUUAAUGUUACGGUGGAUUUGGGGGAUGCUACAAGUGCAGAGACGGUGGCUUCGGGUCCUUAA